Populus nigra (black poplar) is the source of this 2536-nucleotide messenger RNA. RefSeq names its product auxin transporter-like protein 2. The coding region runs from base 852 to 2285 and encodes 477 amino acids. NCBI's taxonomy places the organism in Eukaryota, Viridiplantae, Streptophyta, Magnoliopsida, Malpighiales, Salicaceae. The record is from RefSeq and is a predicted model, not a curated record. The transcript is spliced from 8 exons. Gene Ontology annotation, cellular component: plasma membrane.
UUCAGUCCUUAGCAAGUGAUUAGAACAAGGUCCCAAUCGCCUAGAUCUCUAAAUUCUCUUCACACACACACAAACAAACACCAAAACGAAGACUCAAAAAAGAAUCGAAUCACGAGUGCAGUUGGAAUACAACAAGGGAUUUUGGGUUUCAUUUCCACUUUUUUUUUUCUUUGGAAAAAAAGAGUGAAGGUGAGGAAUUUCGAAGCCAAAAUUUUAAAAAGAACAAAAAAAGAGAGAGAAAAAACUAGACUAUAAUAGCAGUAGCAGCAGUGCUAUAGUAGUUGAGACAGGAGCAGUGAGUGAGAUUUUAUAUCUUUGGUUUAUUGGUGAGAAUAGUAGUGGAAAGGAUCUUUUUCUUCAACAUCUGCAAUCACAAUUGAUUUCCAGUGUAUCUUUUUUUUUUCCCUGCUUUUGAGGUCUCGCCGUCUUUGAAGUUCGGCUCUGGCCCUUUUGUCUACUAGGAUUGGUGGCGCAUUAAAGUGGGGAGCGUUCACUAGAGAGAUCCGUAGCUGAAGAUAUUUUUCGGGCUGCUCAGGCUGCAGGCAUUUUUAAGUCUGGUUCUUGGAACGAAGAAAUCUUAAAAACUCUCUCGCAACUGUGCUGUACCUAUUGACAGCGUGCUUGUUGGUUGUUUCCAAUCUGAAAACAAGGAAAAGGUGAUAAAUCAAAGUCAAGCAAAGGACGUAACAAGGAGGGGCUUCAAUAUAUAUAUAUAUAUAUAUCAACAAGGUCAUUUUGGGUCAUAGAGGGGAUUCUUCAGUCUCUCUUUCUUUUUUUCCCAUCUCGAAAGAGACAUUUCAAAGCGAGAUCUACCAGGAUUUAGACGUUGCUUUUAGUGAAAAACCAAGACAAUGUUGUCUCAGAAGCAAGCAGAAGAAGCAAUUGUUUCAAACUACAGCGAGACAGAUCAACAUGAAGGCAAGGAAGAAGAGGCAGAAGAGAACCACUCUUUGUUUAGUAUCAAGAGUGCUCUUUGGCAUGGUGGGUCUGUCUGGGAUGCCUGGUUUAGCUGUGCCUCCAAUCAAGUAGCACAAGUACUGCUGACACUUCCAUACUCCUUCUCUCAGCUUGGUAUGCUGUCAGGGAUUUUGUUUCAGAUAUUCUAUGGGAUUGUAGGAAGCUGGACAGCUUACCUCAUAAGUGUGCUUUACAUUGAGUACAGAAGCAGAAAGGAGAAAGAGAACGUUAACUUCAAGAACCAUGUCAUACAGUGGUUUGAAGUGCUUGAUGGGCUACUGGGUCCAUACUGGAAGGCAGUAGGACUUGCCUUCAACUGUACUUUCUUACUCUUUGGAUCUGUCAUUCAACUUAUUGCUUGUGCUAGUAAUAUUUACUACAUCAAUGACCAUAUGGACAAGAGGACUUGGACUUACAUUUUUGGAGCUUGCUGUGCCACAACAGUUUUUAUACCCUCUUUUCAUAACUACCGUAUUUGGUCUUUUCUUGGUCUUGGCAUGACCACAUAUACCGCCUGGUACAUGGCCAUAGCAGCUCUUAUUCAUGGCCAAGUAGGAGUCGUCACACAUUCUGCUCCGACAAAGUUGGUGCUUUACUUCACCGGAGCCACCAACAUCCUCUACACCUUUGGUGGACAUGCUGUCACCGUGGAAAUCAUGCAUGCCAUGUGGAAGCCCCAGAAAUUCAAGUAUAUUUACUUGAUGGCUACUCUCUACGUGUUCACACUAACCAUUCCUUCUGCCACCGCCGUCUACUGGGCCUUUGGAGACCAACUCCUCAACCAUUCCAACGCCUUUGCUCUCCUCCCCAAGAAUGGUUUCCGCGAUGCUGCGGUUAUCCUCAUGCUCAUUCACCAGUUUAUCACAUUUGGGUUUGCAUGCACCCCAUUGUACUUUGUGUGGGAGAAGGUUAUAGGGAUGCAUGACACAAAGAGUAUUUGCUUGAGGGCACUUGCAAGGCUCCCGGUGGUGAUCCCAAUAUGGUUUUUGGCUAUAAUCUUCCCGUUCUUUGGACCCAUUAACUCAGCAGUCGGUGCUCUUCUGGUCAGCUUCACAGUCUACAUUAUCCCAUCUCUAGCCCACAUGCUCACUUACAGAAAAUCCUCUGCUAGACAGAAUGCUGCAGAGAAGCCUCCUUUCUUCGUGCCAAGCUGGACCGCCAUGUAUGUUAUCAACACCUUCGUGGUGGUGUGGGUGCUGGUGGUUGGUUUUGGGUUCGGCGGAUGGGCUAGCAUGACCAACUUCGUUAGGCAGGUGGACACGUUCGGACUCUUCGCAAAGUGCUAUCAGUGCAAGCCAGCAGGAGCAGCACCGCCCCGUCCUCACUGAGCUGACUUCACUGAAGCAAAUCAGUCCCAAGAUUUCGUCUGAGAAAAUAUUUCUUUUGCUUCAUAUUUUGUAUCAUACAAAGGGGAAGUAGCAGUAUCUCCUACAUGUGAUGUGUGCUGGAUUUUGCUUUUUCUUUUUCUCGGGGGUUACUUAAAUUAGUUGGUGAAAUAGUGUGUUGAAUUGUGAUGAUUCCUUUGCUAUUAAAAGCGUAGGCUAAUUAAAUCAGAUAAAAUAUAUGCUUAGUUUUCAUA